AUGGGUUUAAUCACAGAAGGAGCAGCGGAUUUGUUCACUGCUUAUCGAGCCUAUAGCAUCAGACAAUUUAGUUGGUCAGAUUACAGAAAGCAAAAAGCAGUAAGUCUUGUUAUCUCAGCAGCUACAAUGGGAUUCUCAGCAAUCAAAAAUGCAGGUAAAGGAGUUCAGACUUUAGUGACAAGUGUAGGAGAAGAAGUGCUUGAACAAGCAGGUACAAAACUAAUAACAGAUGGAAAAGCUGUAAGUCAAGUAGUUGUUGAAACUGGAAAAAAUUUGAAAAGUCUCGCUGUUAAACAAAUCGGAGUAACAGUUGGGGAAACUGCAGUAAGAGAAGGCUUAAACAAAGCGGCCGAUGUUAGCUCACAUUUUGUAUUGGAACAGUUGAAACCGCAACUUUCCGCUUCAAUACAAAGCAAAGUUAGUAAUAGAACUGGCCAUGGAAAACUAGAUGCGAAAACAGAAGAAUACAUUGAAAACAUUAGAAAAGGUAAACCAGCAAACCUAGCCGAUAUGAUAGCAAUUGCUGUUAAGAAUGAUUUAGAUAUCAAAUUAGUAGAUGUCAAUUAUCAACCUACAGAAGAAGAUAAGAGAAACGGACACUUUCAACUUAUGUUAAGUAAUCGUACCAUAAUCGAUAUUCCAAGCGAAAAUAAUGAUUGUGGUUAUGCUGUUAUUCAAAAACUAUUAGAAAAUCGAGGUACCGCAAAAUCUAUUGAUGAUCUUCGUAACGAGAGAGCAAAAAACAUAGCAGAUAAUCCUCAGCUAUUUUCGAAAGCAUUUGAAAAAUUAUGUUGCAUUCUCGAUUACGCUUGA
Molecule: messenger RNA, 813 nt
Organism: Didymodactylos carnosus
Lineage: Eukaryota; Metazoa; Rotifera; Eurotatoria; Philodinida; Philodinidae
Source: the annotation of a GenBank genome assembly